This is a messenger RNA of Colletotrichum abscissum, 975 nucleotides long. RefSeq names its product transaldolase. Gene Ontology annotation, biological process: pentose-phosphate shunt, non-oxidative branch; carbohydrate metabolic process; pentose-phosphate shunt. Gene Ontology annotation, molecular function: transaldolase activity. The coding region runs from base 1 to 975 and encodes 324 amino acids. The transcript is spliced from 4 exons. NCBI's taxonomy places the organism in Eukaryota, Fungi, Ascomycota, Sordariomycetes, Glomerellales, Glomerellaceae. The record is from RefSeq and is a predicted model, not a curated record. Gene Ontology annotation, cellular component: intracellular anatomical structure; cytoplasm.
AUGUCUUCUUCUCUCGACCAGCUCAAGGCCACCGGCACCGUUGUCGUCAGCGACUCUGGUGACUUUGCCUCCAUUGCCAAGUACAAGCCCCAGGAUGCCACCACCAACCCUUCCCUCAUCCUCGCCGCCUCCAAGAAGGCUGAGUACGCCAAGCUGAUUGACGAGGCCGUUGCCUCCGCCAAGAAGCAGGGCGGCUCCGUCGACGAGCAGGUUGACAACGCCCUCGAUGCCCUUCUCGUCGAGUUCGGCAAGGAGAUUCUCAAGGUCGUUCCCGGCAAGGUCUCCACCGAGGUUGACGCCAGCCUCUCCUUCGACACCAAGGCCUCCGUCGACAAGGCCCUUCACAUCAUUGACCUGUACAAGGCCCAGGGCAUCUCCAAGGACCGCGUCCUGAUCAAGAUCGCCUCCACCUGGGAGGGUAUCAAGGCCGCCGAGAUCCUUCAGCGCGACCACGGCAUCAACACCAACCUGACCCUGAUGUUCUCCAUCACCCAGGCCAUCGCCGCCGCUGAGGCCGGUGCCUACCUCAUCUCCCCCUUCGUCGGCCGUAUCCUCGACUGGUACAAGGCCGCCCACAAGAAGGAGUACACCAAGGAGGAGGACCCCGGUGUCAAGUCCGUCGGCACCAUCUUCAACUACUACAAGAAGUUCGGCUACAAGACCAUUGUCAUGGGUGCCUCCUUCCGCAACACUGGCGAGAUCACCGAGCUUGCCGGCUGCGACUACCUCACCAUCUCUCCCAACCUGCUCGAGGAGCUCCUUAACUCCGACGCCCCCGUCCCCAAGAAGCUUGACGCCGCCGCCGCCUCCAGCCUCAACCUUGAGAAGAAGUCCUACAUCAGCAACGAGCCUCUCUUCCGCUUCGACUUCAAUGAGGAGCAGAUGGCCGUCGAGAAGCUCCGCGAGGGUAUCUCCAAGUUCGCCGCUGAUGCCGUUACCCUCAAGGACAUCAUCAAGCAGAAGGUCCAGGCAUAA